Molecule: messenger RNA, 2125 nt
Organism: Toxotes jaculatrix (banded archerfish)
Lineage: Eukaryota; Metazoa; Chordata; Actinopteri; Toxotidae
Product: indoleamine 2,3-dioxygenase 2-like
Exons: 10
Coding region: 99-1325 (408 amino acids)
Biological process (GO): 'de novo' NAD+ biosynthetic process from L-tryptophan
Cellular component (GO): cytoplasm
Molecular function (GO): heme binding; indoleamine 2,3-dioxygenase activity; metal ion binding
Source: RefSeq, a predicted model, not a curated record
CAGGUUUAGUAAGUUUAGUAAGUGAUAUCCACAUAUCAGACACACAGAAAGAUUAUUCUCUCUGCCAGACUACUGCUGUAGAACACAGAACAGAGCAUAUGGAGACCAUCAACAGAGAAACACUUCAGGCAGACCUUGAUGCAUUUGAUAUUUCUGAGGAGCUAGGCUUUCUCCUUGAGGAGCCACUGACUGACCUUCCAGACUAUUAUCGGGCAUGGUUGGACCUGGCAAAUAAUCUCACACAUCUGAUAGAAUCAUGUCAACUGCGGGAUCUGGUGCAUAAGAUGCCGGUCUUGAGUCCACAUCUCCUGAGCAAUCACAGGGAGCUCAGGCUGGCUCACCUAGCGCUGGGGUUCAUCAGCAUGGGAUAUGUAUGGCAGGAAGGACAACAUGCACCCGCUGAGAUUCUACCAAAAGCCCUGGCCUUGCCCUUCUGGCUGGUAUCUCGCAGGCUCGGACUUCCGCCCAUCCUAACUUACGCAGAUUCAGUCUUAGCUAACUGGAAAUUACGGGAUCCCACAGUGGAUAUGGAAAUUGGGAACAUGGACUUGAUAUUUUCCUUCCCCGGUGGUGAGAGUUGCAGGGGCUUUUUCAUUGUGUCAUUGUUGGUCGAGAUGGCCGCGAGUUCAGGCAUAAUGGGGGUACUGGAGGUGAUGCAUGCAAUGAAAAUCCCCGAUCACAAUCGCAUACAGGAAGGCCUUGCCAAAGUAACUCAGUCUUUGAAGAAGAUGAAGGAAACUUUCAAACUCAUGCACAAUCAUGUGGAUCCAACUGCGUUUCAUGGAACAUUGAGAAUUUUUGUCUCAGGGUGGCGAGACAACCCCAUGCUUCCAAACGGGCUCUUGUACGAAGGUGUGAGCAAAGAGCCAAUUUUUUUAUCUGGUGGAAGUGCAGCACAGAGUUCAGCCAUUCAGUGCUUUGAUGCUUUGCUGGGCAUCCAGCAUGAGGAUGAGACAGGAGCCUUCCUGACACGCAUGAGGGAUUACAUGCCUCCCGCCCACCGUCAGCUGAUAGAAACGCUCUCUGUCCUUCCACCUCUACGAGACUUCAUCCUCUCCCAACACAGCUCUGAUCUCUACCAGGCCUACAACUCUUGUGUCUCAGCGCUGGUGGAUUUACGGAGCUACCACCUCAGUGCUGUGGCCAAGUAUAUCGUUGUGCCUGGUAACCAAGCCCGCACCAUGGGCUGCCCACUCAGAGGUGUGGGCACUGUGCUGAACGCUACAGGGACUGGUGGAUCCAGCGUAAUAGUCUUCCUCAAGAGUGUUCGUAACACCACACAAAAAGCACUGAUCUUAGAGAGGUCAAAAGAAGCUGAAGAGUAAUUUAUAAUGUUUAUUAUUACAUACACAGUACCCAGCACCUUUUCUUGAACUUUGAACCAGUGAGGAAACUGCUUUUCAGCCUUGGUUUAAGUUACGGGAACCGUAAAUAGUCGAAAAUAAAAAUAAAAUAAAAUAUAAUAAAAUAAAAAUAGCCGUGGUGAGCCAAAAUAAUGAUCUACUUAAUCAAGACGACUAGACGGUCAAUUUACCAUAAAGUCAUGCUUUUUAUGCAUUUCUGUCUUUUCCUUUUUGGCUGGUUUGGGCUUCCAUAACUAACAGCUCUUGAUAUUAUUAUUAUAUAAAAUGCACUUUACUUUGACAUAGUACUUUAUUUAGCCACACUAUAUGAUUGUAAAAAACUCUACAGACCUUGCUGCAAAGAGGGAUUAUGUUCAGUGUUGUAUUUUAUUUUAUUUAUUCUUGUUUUAUUUGCAGGCAUAAAAUAAUGUAUGAUCUGAAAAACCCAAAUGUAUCCGUAAACCUUUGAACUGUAAUAUUAUUUUUAGAUAAAUGACUUCAAUUGCAUCCCAAGUAUUGUAAUUCAUAUUUGUAUAAAUUUUCAGCAUAAUCAGUGACUAUAACAAUGCCUGAUAAUGUUGUGUAAUGUUUUAAAACUAUGAAAUGUGAAAAAGUACAAAUUUCAUCAUUAAAGUUAGUACUAAACACAAACCUGAAAAUGGGAACUCCUGUGUUUUUGACAGUAGGAUGCCAAUGACCAGUAAGGUGAAUGUAGGGAGAACUGUGAGCUGUGGAAAAAAUAGAGGAAGGAAAUGAUAUAAGAAUGACAUGAUAGAGAGCUC